CCCUUUAGAAUACGUUCUCACGGAUGCCCCGCGAUGACCAUAAGCUGAUUGAUCAUGGUCACUGUAGAAAACAUGCUUCUUCGAUCCCUUCUACGACAUAAGUGACACAAAUCGAAAAUCGUGAAACUAUACCGAAUAUUAAACCGAUGAGACUAACGAUUCAAGACCUAACAAAAAGUCGACAUAAGUACCACUACUGACACAUAAUUUAGCUGAUACAGUCGGCCGAUCGGAUACAAAGAGUAUCACAUAUACGUGGAUGGGAAUGAAAAUGAUGAUAUAUAUUUGCCGACCAAACCCUCUGUAUCCUCGAACCCCUUCUUUUAAUGUUUUAGGUUUGUCGUUUGAGAACAGCGAUGGGUGGACAAAAUGGUGACCUGCCACUUCCUCUUUUGGAUGAUUGAGAAGCCAUAAUCAAACAGAAGAACAUCUCAUAAGAGUGUGCUCUGUUUCUGCUAUAAAAAUAACAGAGACGAUGAUCACCUCUGGUUCUGGAGGAGUAGUAGUAGUAUUUAAGUUAAGUAGUUCCCUUCCUUCAUGAUUUUGAUCUAAUUGCUUUACUAAAUCUGAUCUUCUGUUAUAAGGCAACCCAAUUUAUCAGAGGUUUGCAUGGUGUUAAUAGUUUGUUGUUAUAAGCUAGCUCUAGCUCCCCCUUCAAUUGCUAGCUAAGCUAAAUUAGUCUUUUAAGGAUUUGUAUGAAUAUUAAUUUGAUAUUGAAAAGGUUGUAACAACUUCUAUGAUCAGUUGUGUUUUGAUGAUUAGUUUGGUCACACAAAUUGUCUCUUAUGAAGUUAUGAGUGUCAAUCACAUAAAUGAUCCCUGGACUUUGUGGUAACUGAACGAUCAUCCCUGAGUUUUUGAACUUCAGCACAUUUUUACAAAACUUUAGAAUGAAUAGCAAAAUAACCUCUGCGUACAUUGACUUGUUAACUUCAAAUUUAAUCAUAAAAAAAUUUAAAAUCCUUUAAAAACUAUAAUAUCGAUACCCGUUUUAUCCAAAAUUUUAUCUGGGUCAAGCCAAGUACUUGACCCAAUCCGAUCCAGAUUACUCAACAUCACACCAAUUCCCUUCCUUCUCCUACUUUAUCCCAAAUUAAAAUUACAGAUAUAGUACGAACUUUUUUUCCAUUAUCAAUUGAUUUAGUGAACACAUCCAUUAAAAAUAGAUGUUGAAGGCAUUAUAAAAUAAAAAAAAGAUGUUGAAGGACCAAUUUGACAGUAUCUCAAAAGUGUAGUGGUCAUUGAAGUAAUUGUUUUCUGUGUAAUGUACAUUCCCAGGUUUCGGAACACAUGAGGAAUCGAGGAUUGCUUCUUAAAGGCUCAAAGACAAAGACGUCAUCUUUAAGGCGAGGAAACAAGUUGGCUCCUUUAUGAGUAGUGGAUUGAUGGGGUUUUGAUCUUUUCGAGAGUUCUUUCCUUUCCCCGCCUUUUGUUUAAACUUUAAUGCAAUUCUCUGCAAAGAACAGUUUUUUUAUAUAGCAUCCCAGUGUUGAGUGGACAUUCAGUUUUCUCCUCAACCGAAGGGAAACGCUUUCAUUUCCAGAAAACAUGGCCAAAAUUAGCUGGGCAAUUGGCUGGCUCAAAAUCUACUUCAUUGCAGUUUGCCUUUAUGGUUCUGCUGCUGCAAAAUUGAGAGACUCAGCAGCUGCCCAGCAGCAGCUGGACAAGGUUUUGGAGCUACCAGGUCAGAACUUCGAAGUUAGCUUCGCCCAAUAUUCUGGGUAUUUGACAGUGAAUGAGAAGGCUGGGAGGGCUUUGUUCUACUGGUUCUUUGAAGCUGUUGAGGAUCCUGGGUCCAAGCCUCUGAUACUUUGGCUCAAUGGAGGACCUGGGUGUUCCUCCAUUGCUUAUGGUUUGGCUGAAGAGAUUGGCCCAUUUCAUGUGAAGCCAGAUGGUGCCUCCCUUUAUCUAAACCCAUUCUCCUGGAAUCAAGUUGCCAACAUUCUGUUCGUUGAUUCUCCAGCCGGAGUGGGUUUUUCAUAUUCGAACACAUCCUCAGAUAUGGUGACAAGUGGAGAUAAAAGGACUGCUGAGGACUCUCUAGAAUUUCUGAUCAACUGGUUUGAGCGCUUCCCACAGUAUAAAGGAAGGGACUUUUACAUUACUGGAGAGAGCUAUGCAGGGCAUUAUGUUCCUCAGCUAAGCCAAGCUGUUGUGUUGCAUAACAAAGCAACUAACUCCCAGACACUUAACCUUAAAGGCUUUAUGGUGGGAAAUGCUUUGACAGAUGAUUACCACGACCAUUUGGGGGUCUUCCAGUUCUUGUGGUCAGCUGGAAUGAUCUCUGAUCAGACCUACAAGCAACUCAAUGAUGCUUGUGAUUCUGUUUCCUUCAUCCACCCGUCAAAGGCUUGCAUUCGGUAUCUUGAGAUCGCAGAUCAAGAAGUCGGACGCAUUGAUCCUUACAGUGCGUUCACCCCUCCCUGCACUCCCAAUAUCAGCCAGUCCACCCAGCUGCUGAAGAGAAGGCGUGUAAUCGGCACUGUUAGAGAGAAAUAUGAUCCUUGCACAGAGAAGCACUCUACAGCUUAUUUCAACCGGCCAGCGGUUCAGGAGGCUCUCCAUGUUCCAGCUGAACUUGCACCAUCAAAAUGGACGACUUGCAAUGACGUGAUAAAUGAGCAUUGGAACGAUUCUCCCAGCUCAGUGCUUGAUGUUUAUAAGGAACUCAUUGGUGCAGGGCUUCGCAUAUGGGUUUAUAGUGGGGACACUGAUACAGUCAUCCCAGUCACAUCCACUCGGUUGGAGGAUGGACUCAAGAAUAUGAUGGACUUACCUUCGUUGCUGUUCGUGGAGCUGGCCAUGAAGUCCCCCUGCACAAACCGAAACUAGCCCUCACAUUGGCCAAGUCUUUCUUAGCUGGAUCGUCGAUGCCUGCUGCUGCGCUCGAACUGGUCAGUGAUUCUUGAAGUCUCAGAAAUGAUUCAUAGGG
Messenger RNA from Linum trigynum, 2932 nucleotides. The record is from the annotation of a GenBank genome assembly. NCBI's taxonomy places the organism in Eukaryota, Viridiplantae, Streptophyta, Magnoliopsida, Malpighiales, Linaceae.